Melanaphis sacchari is the source of this 1564-nucleotide messenger RNA. Its product is annotated as facilitated trehalose transporter Tret1-like. The record is from RefSeq and is a predicted model, not a curated record. The coding region runs from base 73 to 1440 and encodes 455 amino acids. Gene Ontology annotation, biological process: transmembrane transport; carbohydrate transport. Gene Ontology annotation, cellular component: membrane. Gene Ontology annotation, molecular function: sugar transmembrane transporter activity. NCBI's taxonomy places the organism in Eukaryota, Metazoa, Arthropoda, Insecta, Hemiptera, Aphididae. The transcript has 6 exons.
AGGAAGUCGGACCGAAUGUAUACCGUGUGUAUUUAAAUCGUACGUUCCGAAUCUCGAUAAUCUGUUGGAAUUAUGUUGAGUGUUGUGAACGAUAAAAUACCUCAGAUUGUUUUCGCAUUAUCAGCGUCUCUGGGAGCGUUCGUCAUUGGCACAGUGCUCGGAUGGUCCUCGCCGACGCUGACGAUGUUCGAGAACGGGUCCGCCGUUAGCUUCGAGGUGUCGUCCAUGGCCGCGGCGACCGCAUGCUCACUGUUCGGCGUUGGUGCUGUGAUAGGUGCCGUGCCGGCGGGCGCCGUGUCUUCCGUUUUCGGCCGGCGUGUGUCGCUCAUCGUUAGCGAGGCGCACGUGGUAUUCGGGUGGUUGAUGAUCGCGUUUCCAAAGGCCGCCCGGAUGCUGUAUGUGGGCCGGAUACUGCAGGGCGUCGGGUGCGGUGCCAUGUGCACCAUAAUACCCAUGUACGUUGGCGAGAUAGCCGAACCCGAGAUCCGAGGGUUCCUCGGUGGUUUUUAUCAGUUAUUUGUCGUGUCCGGCAUUUUGUACUCGUACGUGCUUGGAAAUUUUUUGAAUUAUACUCAACUCAAUUUGGCGUGUGGCGUGUGGAUGGUGAUCCACAUACUGGGAGUGCUGUACAUUCCAGAAUCGCCGUAUUUUCUGAUCCAGGAAGACAGAAAAGUUUGCGCCGAAGAAGCGUUGGCCCGGCUUCGAGACGCCAGUCACGACUGCAAGUCUGAACUCACCGAAAUACAGAAAUUUAUCGAAGAAGAACAAAAGAACAGUUAUACUGCGCGUGAGGUGCUUGAGAAGGACGUAAAUCGGAGGGCACUGACGAUCGGCAUCGGUUGCAUGUUCUUCCAGCAGACGACCGGCAUCAAUGCUAUCAUAUUCUAUAUGAAACACGUGUUCGAAAUUUCGGGAAGCGACAUUAGCCCCGAAAUAUGCACGACAAUUGUUGGCAUAAUACAGGUUGUAAUGACGUUCAUAUCUAUGAUGAUUACGGACAAAUUUGGCAGACGUUCAUUAAUGGUGUACUCGAUGACUUCGAUGGGCCUCUGCUUACUAGCACUAUCAUACUAUUUUUUUUCAAAAAAAUACAAUCCUCACGUGGCCCAAACACUUGACUGGUUACCGCUCGUGACCAUAGUGUUAUACAUUUCCAUGUAUUCGAUCGGUUGCGGUCCCAUACCGUACAUAAUUAUUGGGGAAAUAUUUUCAUCAGAACUCAAGUCGAUGGGCACAGGCAUGUCAAUUGCCACCAACUGGAUAUUGGUCUGGCUGGUAACGUGUCUGGCCGAACCUAUGGACAAAUUUAUUGGUCCGAGUGGUACAUUUUUUGUGUAUUCCGGGUUUUGUUUUCUGGGCAUGUUGUUUGUUGUCAAUUGCGUACCUGAGACUAAAAAUCGAUCUCUAGCUACGAUUCAAUCGGACCUCGAAAAGAACUAACAAACAAAUUUAGUUCAUUUCGUUAGUGUGAAAUCGUUGGAAUCACACUAUAAACACGUUGUAAUUUUUAUUAAAAUUAAAUGUAUUAUUGAAAUCUGGAAUUAAGCAAUAACAUGUUUUUUGU